This is a messenger RNA of Saccostrea cuccullata (small rock oyster), 1495 nucleotides long. RefSeq lists its product as uncharacterized. The coding region runs from base 80 to 1096 and encodes 338 amino acids. The record is from RefSeq and is a predicted model, not a curated record. The transcript is spliced from 3 exons. NCBI's taxonomy places the organism in Eukaryota, Metazoa, Mollusca, Bivalvia, Ostreida, Ostreidae.
CUACAUACAGAAAAGUUCAAAUUUUGCUUUCGCACGACGAUCAUACAGUUUAUACAAACAUAGGCCCCUGGUAAAACCAAUGAUCGUGGUAACAACGAGUGGAUACAUUGUAUCGGUUCUUGGGCCCUAUCUGGCUGACACAAAGAAUAAUGACGCCAACAUCCUAAAACACAUGAUUCAUAGUAAUGCUGAGGAGAUCAGGAGCUGGAUACAGGAAGAUGACGUCUUUGUUGUCGACCGUGGUUUCAGGGACGCCCAGGAUUUGUUGGAAGACAUUGGAAUCAGGAUGGAGAUGCCUGCUUUCAUGAAAAGGGGAUCCAAGCAGCUCUCCACAUCUGAUUCUAACUUGUCUCGAGUCGUGACAAAGGUUCGUUGGAUCGUAGAAGCAACAAAUGGGCGACUGAAACAGUGGCAGUAUUUAGCUAAAACGUUACCAAACUCGCAAAUCCCAUUUAUUGGUGACUAUGUGAGAAUUGUGGCGGCACUGUGCAAUAAGUACAGGCCACCACUUAGUGUGUCAUCCGAUGAGGACAAACAACUUGCUGCAAAAAUGCUUCACCUUUCAGAAAGAGUCAACACAUUACAGGAACGCGUGGAAACUGAGGGACUUGACAGAAGAGGGCUGCGUUGGACUAAAGUUGAUGCAGAGAAUGUUGCCCCAGAUUUCCCAUGCUAUGAAGAGACUGAAUUGCGCCAACUUACUCUUGGAGUAUAUCAACUACGCAUGGCCCAUUCCUAUGCUAAAAAGCACAUUGAUGAAGAUGGUGGAUUUGAAAUCUGCAUAAGUGAUGACAUUCCUGGGUUGGUUAGUGCUAAGAUUCAAAGCAGACAUAUAGCUGCUAAACAGUACAGAUGCUGGAUUAGUUUCAGUGAUGGAGUGGUGGAUGGGUGGUACUGCAAAUGUAAAGCUGGGACUAGAGUCGUUGGAAUGUGUGGUCAUGUAACCAGUGUUGUAUGGUACCUCUCUUUCGGGCGUCAUCAGGAGUUGGUGAAAGGGGUUCGUAACUGGACUACAACACUGGAGGACGCCUCUGACAUCCAGGACAUUAUAGAUGAAUCGGAUAGUGAUGGUGAUGACAAUGGUUUGGAAGAGUGAUAGAAAACGAGGAAGCAUUACAGAUAGAAAGAGAUCAGUUACAUGAAACUGUACAGUUAUGCCUGAGCUCGAAAGUGACAGACUUCUUUAUAUCUACAAUUACAUUUCAUUCUUGCUUAAUGAUACAAUGUUGUUUCUCAGUUUGUUGAUACUUCCUCAUCGAGUCACUUUGUUAACUUACAUGUAUUACCAAGCAGCUAAAAUGAAUAAUUAUUUUUUAAAUGAUUAUCAUUCUGAAAGAUGAAAUUGACAAAUGAAUUGUGAAUAUACUAUUUCUAUAUUUGUCAAAAAAUUAUUUAUUUGUUUUACAUCAGCCAUAAAGCAAUAUUCCUACAAGUAUAUGGUUUACUAUACCAGUGUACGUGUUCAUUAACAAUAAAAUAAUUUUGAGUUACCCUU